AGCGAGGCGGAGGUCUACCUUGUCGCGCAGUGCUCCGAUGGAGGAGUCCGACGACCGCCUCCGCGCGCUGAGGGCCUUCGACGACACCAUGGCCGGCGUGAAAGGCCUCGUCGACGCAGGCAUCACCGCCGUCCCCGCCAUCUUCCACCACCCACCGGACUACUCAGACUACCCCCACGCUCCUCGCUUCACGGUCCCGGUAAUCGACCUCGCGGCCGGCGUGCCGCGGGCCGAAGUGGUCGGCGCCGUGAAGUCAGCAGCGGAGACGGUGGGCUUCUUCCAGGUGGUGAACCACGGCUUGCCGCGUGAGGCCAUGUCAGGGAUGCUCGCGGCGGUACGCCGCUUCCACGAAGGCGAGGCGGCCGGGAAGCGGGCGUACUACAACAGGGACGUGGCCGGCGGGAGGCGCGUGAGGUACCAGAGCAACGUGGACCUGUUCCGCUCGCCGGCGCCGGCCAACUGGCGCGACACCCUGUUCCUGCAGGAGCUGCUCGCGCCGCCGCCCGUGGGCCCGGCGCCGGAGGAGGAGAUCCCGCCGGCGUUACGGGGCGUUGCGGCGGAGUACGCGGGGCUGGUGCGCGCGCUGGGCGGCGCGCUCCUGGGCCUGCUGUGGGAGGCGCUAGGCCUCCCCCGCGGGCGCCUGGAGGAGCAGGAAGACGCCAUGUGCCUGGAGGCGCUCAGCCUGGGCUGCCACUACUACCCGCCGUGCCCGGAGCCGCACCUCGCCCUGGGCACCGCCGCGCACUCGGACCCUUGCUUCCUCACCGUGCUCCUCCAGGACGCCAUCGGCGGCCUCCAGGCGCUCGUUGACCUCGACGACGCCGGUGCUCGGUCGUCCUCCGUGUGGGUGGACGUACCGCCGGUGGACGGCGCGCUGGUGGUCAACGUCGGAGACUUCCUGCAGCUCAUGUCCAACGAUAGGUUCAAGAGCGUGGAGCACCGGGUCCUGGCCAGCGCCGUCGGGCCUCGCGUGUCGGCCGCCUGCUUCUUCCGGACGCACGCCGCCGCCGCGUCCGCGAGGGUGCUCCGGCCAAUCGUGCCCGGCCCCGGCGACGGAGGCGCGCGGUACAGGAGCGCCACGGUGGAGGAGCUGCUCCGGCAGCACUACAGGGUCAAGACCGGCCUCCACGGCCGCUCUGCACUGCAACACUUCAGGCUCUGAUCGCCCAAUGGCGAAAUUAGUUUCAUCUUGGAUGAAUUUAUCCUGGGAUGAUGUUGCAUCUCUUGUCGUUCAGCAGUCCAAACAUCAUGGAUAUGGAUGACUGAAAGAAACAAUAACUAUCAGUUAGCUUGCACUGUCAAUUUAUUGUGAAAUCUAAGCCAUACUGGCAUACUGCUUUGGAGAUCAAAGUCCAAAUUGUAGCAGGGAGACAGUCGGAAUCUGAAUUUGGGGCGGCAAGUUAUGCUUUUCUAAUAGAAAUUUCAGUUUGACAUGAUGA
Molecule: messenger RNA, 1439 nt
Organism: Brachypodium distachyon (stiff brome)
Lineage: Eukaryota; Viridiplantae; Streptophyta; Magnoliopsida; Poales; Poaceae
Product: DIBOA-glucoside dioxygenase BX6
Exons: 1
Coding region: 38-1162 (374 amino acids)
Source: RefSeq, a predicted model, not a curated record